Macadamia integrifolia is the source of this 2230-nucleotide messenger RNA. Its product is annotated as putative glucose-6-phosphate 1-epimerase. The coding region runs from base 1097 to 1984 and encodes 295 amino acids. The record is from RefSeq and is a predicted model, not a curated record. NCBI's taxonomy places the organism in Eukaryota, Viridiplantae, Streptophyta, Magnoliopsida, Proteales, Proteaceae. The transcript has 8 exons. Gene Ontology annotation, molecular function: carbohydrate binding; isomerase activity. Gene Ontology annotation, biological process: carbohydrate metabolic process.
CAUCAACAAGCAACGACUCAAGGAGACCCCCUAAAAUUAUAUUCAAUUUUUUUUUUUUUCCAUUCAAUCUUGUUUUGGAGACCUUACUACCCCAUAAAUGUUUUGAGUAAUUGCGUUAUCGUUUCUUUGAUUCUUUCCUUACACUUUAUGGAGAAUUCUCUUUGUUCCCCAUUGUAGCUGAGAUUCUGUACCAAAGAUGGUUUUUUUUUAGCACACUUUUGAUCUCUGACCAUACAUGUGAUUGCUGUUUCUGCUUUUCCAUUCCCAGUUCCCUUUCCAUGACAACUUCGUACUGUUUCCAGAACCGGGUUUUAGAGGGAAAUUCCGUUUGAACAUCGCAGAGGAAUUUAUUCUAGAUCCUAAGACUCUGACCAAGUCUGAAGGGUUCAACAUUGGAAGUCCUGUUUUUCAUUUUUUUUUUUUCCCCUCUUAGUUUAGAGAUCUGGAGGUUCUGGGUACCUGCGGAACUGGGUUUUCUCGAAGGGGAAGGGGUUGCCGUGUAUUGUUCUUCUUCGUGGGGUUGGAAUUUGGAACCUGGAACUUGGAAAGUUAAUGGUGGUGGUGUGGCGAGGGAAUUCGCUUCCCUUAUGAGGGACCGAGUUUAUUCUUUUCAUGGUUAAGUGUCGGAUGUCAGGGUUCCUGCAUUGGGCUAUGUUCCUAUGAUCCAAAUGUAAUGGCUUUUAGAGAUUACAAAAAUGCUUAAUGUGAAGUUACAAGUGAGGUUCCUAGCUGUCCCUGUGGUUCACCUUUUUCACUUUCAGUUCUUUGUUGGGUACUGGAUUAGUUUCCUUUUAUCUGUUAUUGCAAAUUAUGGUAUAGGAUGCUUUUAGAGAGUUAAUUUGGUUGUUGGGCUUUUGAUUUUGUUUCACGGGAUGAUAGGUUUGUCACAGGAAACCUGUUGGGUGAAGUUCAUGUUUCUCAACUGUCACCGUGACUGUAGGUUCCCUUUUGUUGAUUAGCUUGGAUCUUUACCAUUCCAAAAUCUUAAACGAGCCUCGUUAAAUUUUCACUACUGCGCGCUUUGUGUUUGUUGAAAUGGGUCAUUCUGCGGCAGUCUGGGGCCAGAGAGCUGCGGUUGAAGUUACUAAGGAUUGGAAUGGUAUCGAUCAGGUUGUCCUCCAUUCUCCACGAGGAGCUUCUGCUCGGUUUGCAUGGAGGACAGGUUGUUUCAUGGAGGAAUGAUCGUGGGGAGGAGCUACUGUUCACUAGUAGUAAGGCCAUGUUUAAGCCACCAAAAGCCUUGCGAGGAGGGAUCCCUAUUUGUUUCCCACAGUUUGGAAACUGUGGAUCAUUGGAGCAGCAUGGGUUUGCGAGAAACAAGAUGUGGGCUAUUGAUAAUAGUCCUCCACCUCUGCACCCCAGUGAUUCCAAGGGCAAAUCUUUAAUUGACUUGCUACUCAAACCAUCUGAAGAAGAUCUGAAAUGCUGGCCACAUAGCUUUGAGUUUCGCCUUAGGGUGUCUCUGACAGCGGAUGGAGAUCUCAACAUGAUAUCACGAGUUAGGAACAUCAAUGGAAAGACAUUCAGUUUCUCAUUUGCUUAUCACACAUACUUAUCCGUUUCUGACAUCAGUGAAGUGAGGAUAGAAGGGUUGGAAACACUGGACUAUCUGGACAACCUUAGCCAAAGAGAACGCUUUACAGAACAAGGCGAUGCAAUCACCUUUGAAUCUGAGGUGGAUCGGGUUUAUCUCAGUUCUCCUAAUGUAAUAGCAGUCCUCGACCAUGAAAAGAAGCGGACAGUUGUUAUAAGGAAGGAAGGACUUCCAGAUGUUGUGGUUUGGAAUCCAUGGGAGAAGAAGUCCAAAGCCAUGGUAGAUCUUGGUGAUGAGGAGUACAAACAAAUGCUUUGUGUUGAUGGUGCAGCAAUUGAGAAACCAAUCACCUUGAAGCCUGGCGAGGAAUGGACAGGACGUUUAGAGCUCUCCGUUGUCUCCUCAAGUUAUUGCAGUGAGUACCUUGAUUUUCCUCAAAGGAGUCUGUGAAGAUUGAAUGGGCUUAAUACUAAUGACCAUGGCUGUUUAUAUUUGCUGUGAUAAACCAUAUCACUUGAAAGCCAUAUCUGUAACACAGACCUGAAUGAAAACAUGAUCAAACAGUUUUCAUAACCAUGGGGGUGCAAAAUCCUGAAAUAAAAUGAGAAAUGUUUUCUUAAUCAAUUUGUAGUUUUUACUCCCGAAUGCCAGAAAGUGCUCAGGUUUCUAUUUUAAUUACAAACUCUUGUUGUGAUC